CCACGGCCCCCAAGAUUCCGCUGGGCUAGAGGGUGGAGGCAGCCAUAUUGAGAACUUCCGGAAUCGCCAGGUCCCCGCUGAAAGAACGCCGUAACUCGAGUGCAAGCUAGCCAAAGUUCUGCCACAGACUCGCCUCCGCAAGAGCCACAGAAUGACUACGAUGAAUCCGGAAUACGACUAUUUAUUUAAGCUUCUCCUCAUUGGCGAUUCGGGAGUGGGCAAGUCCUGUCUGCUGCUCAGGUUCGCGGACGACACAUACACGGAAAGCUACAUCAGCACGAUUGGUGUCGACUUUAAAAUCAGGACGAUAGAACUAGAAGGAAAGACCAUCAAGCUGCAGAUUUGGGACACAGCAGGGCAGGAGCGGUUCCGCACAAUCACGUCCAGCUACUACCGGGGGGCACACGGCAUCAUUGUUGCCUACGACGUCACGGAUCAGGAGUCAUUCAACAAUGUCAAGCAGUGGCUUCAGGAAAUUGACCGCUAUGCCUGCGAGAAUGUCAACAAGCUCCUGGUCGGCAACAAGUGUGACCUCACGACGAAGAAGGUAGUCGACUACACAACAGCAAAGGAAUUUGCGGACCAGCUGGGAAUUCCAUUCCUAGAGACGAGCGCCAAGAAUGCCACGAAUGUCGAGCAGGCGUUCAUGACGAUGGCGGCAGAGAUCAAGAACCGCAUGGGACCCCCAACCACAGAGGCGAACCUGCGGGCCGGCGACGGCAAGAUCAACCCAGGAACGCCCGUCCAGCCUCGCAGCUCCGGAUGCUGUUAAUUCAGAGAGAGACAUAACCACCCCCUCCCCCUUCGCAAUUCCCACCCCCCAAUAUCACGACAGAGAGAGCCUCCUAGCCACCCCUUGUUUCUCUCCAUCUUGUCCUACAGCGAAGGACUACAAAGACGUACACGCGUGGUACAAAACAUGACACACGAGCGGGCAGACGCACACCUAGGCUGCCGGGAUUGGAAUGUGCCCUUCCACUGCUGCUUUCUGCAGUGCUUCAUCUGCCAUUUCUUCCCCUACCCCACUUUUUCGUUGAAGAUUGUUGGCACACGUGACCCACGUUACUCCCACAUCUUGCACGUUUUUUUUUAGGGGCCCUUCUAAGAACCUCUUUUACGACCCUGUAAUUGUGUAGCAAUGUCACUGCUGCUACUGUGGUGUAGUGUCACUGUGGUCUUCCACCAACUUUGGUUUGUCUGUGGGGCCGCAGGCCACACCGGUCACCUGCUUUCAUAUUGGCAACAAUUUUCUUUUGAAGUCUUAUAAAGAACUGUUCUUGUGUAUGUAGGUUAAUGAGCUGCUUUUUCAUUUCUUGUAUACUGCUGAGCUCCGAGCCCGUACUUUUCCUGGACUCUUGGCGGGCCCUUGUGAAGUUUUUAGCUGAAGUUUACAUUCUCUUUCUGAGACUAGAAAUGAACUUUCCUGGUCACCAGCUCGAUGUUUUGGUUAUUCCUUACAAUUUGCUGGGCCUGUACAAUGUUGUGCUGUUAGACUUGUUGCUCAAAGUAUGGCUCCUUGGGAACCUUGCCUUGAUUGCUUGUUUGUUUUUGAGCGAUUAAAGUGUUUUCUUUUCACUUGCGUGUUACACUGAAAAACUCGUGCUAUGUUGAAAAUGCUUCAACUUGCAUAUUGGCUCGCUUAAGCACAUCACCAGCUCUUGGAAAGCAGUAGAGGGACAGCAUUCAUGGAGGAGCAGCUAAAGUUGUGUAGCGUCGUUUUUGUCAAAAUUUUCGUAAUUGCAGGCGUGAAACUGAUUGGGGGCAUGAGUGAAACAGUGCCAGAUCGCAUGUUUUGUACCGAGCCUUGCUUGAGGCAGUGUGAAUGCUGGCGUGCGUCUUUGUGCGACCAAAGUUGGGAUGCAGCUUGGCUGGAAGGGAUUGCGAGGCAGGACCACCAGGGGUGAACUGAGGAUGUUUGACUAAGCGGGAGCGCAGCUCGCAAUUUUUCACGUGAGUGGCUGGGGGUGGUGUGUCGCGGCGACCCGAAGCCAGUCCGUGUCUCAUGUCUGUAAUCUAUUGAAAGGGCCAUGUCCAGAGUCUCGCUCUUUUUUUUAUCUGCCGUAGCAUUCCACACAAACACGAACCAGUCGACUUGGGAUGAAUAUGCGGGGUUGGUUAGAGGCUGGGGACUUUGCUACGACCGCGUAACGUGGCGCAAUGUUUCCGCGAAGUGUGAAUGUUAUUUCUCUUCCUUCGCCCCUGCAGCCGAAGCAGUCAAAACUGGACUAAUGGCAGGUGACAAUAACAAAACGCUCUUUCACUUUGGCUUGUGCCGAUGCCCCCGUUUUGGUGGCCGAGGCAGGUACAUUUUUCUUUCGGUGGGCAUGCGCUGGUCACGUCGGUUCGAGUCGUGAAGAGUUGAUAGCAAUUUUUUUUCUGUUGUAAUGCCUGUAUUACUGCUUCACAUUUAUAUAUAUAUAUAUAAUGCUGUAUAUGGCAAUGACCACCUCCGCAUGUACAUAAAGAAAGGCGUAGGCUGUCCGUUGUGAGCUCCGUUUUCCUCUCCCUAGAGUUUGUACUGGUUUUUAAUGAAGUUUAAUUUUAUUUGUUUCUUUUUUUCUUUGAAAGGUUGUACAGCGUCCAGCCCGUGACUGAACUCUGCUGCAACCUUUGUUCAUUCGAAAGGGGUUUAACCGUCCUGCCAAAUUCAGCAGCGGCAAGAAAGUUAGCGAUGUGCCGAGUGCGUAAGAGUGGCACUUGCGAUUUUUUUCUGGUAUGCAUGUGUUGAGUGGUGUUACCGCCUUAGCCGAAGAAAGUUUGUUUCUGCAGUUGUGGUUACAUACAACUAGUUUUUUUAUUGUCAAUGCAACUGUGAGGUUUGGUGGGGUGGGGAGAAUCGGCCUUUAAGGUUUUCUCGCCGACUCUACGAGUGAGGAUCGCAAUUUUUUUUUCUUCCUGUUUCUCCGGACGCUUUUGUGCUUGGCCAGUCGAACGUGAGAGGUGUAUGAUUUAGUGUAUAUUUGAAGCGUAUUAAAAGAAAUCUCUUUGUUGGGCG
This is a messenger RNA of Rhipicephalus microplus (southern cattle tick), 2995 nucleotides long. RefSeq names its product RAS oncogene family member Rab1 (gene Rab1). The record is from RefSeq and is a predicted model, not a curated record. Lineage: Eukaryota; Metazoa; Arthropoda; Arachnida; Ixodida; Ixodidae. Gene Ontology annotation, molecular function: GTP binding; GTPase activity.